Babesia sp. Xinjiang is the source of this 897-nucleotide messenger RNA. RefSeq lists its product as uncharacterized. NCBI's taxonomy places the organism in Eukaryota, Apicomplexa, Aconoidasida, Piroplasmida, Babesiidae. Gene Ontology annotation, biological process: transmembrane transport. Bases 1 to 897 code for a protein of 298 amino acids. The record is from RefSeq and is a predicted model, not a curated record. The transcript is spliced from 2 exons. Gene Ontology annotation, cellular component: mitochondrial outer membrane.
AUGCCAGCUCUUAAAUUUGAAAAGCUUCUUUGCGGCCCUUCGGUCGACUUGCUUAAAAGGGACUUCGUCCAUGAAAACAAUUGGGAAGUCGAACACACCGACUCUGCCAAAGGAAGCAACUUCACAAACAACCUUUACCUACACCGUAAUGGACAUAUGGUUGGAUCGACAUGCAUCAAGGCGGAUGUUGGCCCUGUAAACGCAGAACUUAAAAUGCAGAACAAUGGAGACCAUUACAUAGAUAUGUCUGUUGUGAAUCCUCACUACCCAGCAAUGAAAGUUUUGUCCAAGUACGCCUUUAAUGUCACCAAAGGUACAAACACCUAUGAAGUAGCCGCAGAACACGUACACCCUAUGAACACGUCCCAGAUUAAAAUUCUACCCUUCGCACGCAACUACUCAGCCUUCUCCCUCUUCAACUACAAGAGGGAAUGCUGCCAGGUCUUCUGUGGUACUGAGGUCUUUGGUAACCAUGGUUCCGUCUUCUCCAACUACGCACUCGGUCUAGGUUACAAGAGGGAGAAGGAUGGCAGGUCAUACCUCGUUUCUGCCAGACUUUUCGGUGACAAGGUUGAUCUUGCUAAAUCUCUAGUUGGCAAUCUAUACGCUGGUGCCGCCCACGGUUGCGCUCAGAACGCUAUGUCAGUAGCACUUGAGCAUGAAUUUAAAACUGCCCAAACAAAACUUGCUUUCGGUGGAUUAUGGCACCUUACCGUUCCUGACCACCCAACUCCGUCAUAUGUGAAGGGUAAAUGCGACACCGAUGGACAAAUUGCCCUUACCCUCUUCCAAAGGUUCAACAAGAACCUUGCAGCAGCCAUUGGCGUAGAGUUCAACGGAAAGGAGUCGGUAAACCCAGCCGCCGCAAGAUACGGCUUCAAGCUAUUUCUUUCUUGA